This is a messenger RNA of Siniperca chuatsi (mandarin fish), 3577 nucleotides long. RefSeq names its product interleukin 12 receptor, beta 2a (gene il12rb2). Gene Ontology annotation, molecular function: protein binding. The record is from RefSeq and is a predicted model, not a curated record. The transcript is spliced from 17 exons. Lineage: Eukaryota; Metazoa; Chordata; Actinopteri; Centrarchiformes; Sinipercidae. The coding region runs from base 432 to 2849 and encodes 805 amino acids.
AGACUUUCCUCAUCAUGUAUGAAAUCAGUCCUCUCAUUUUCUAUAUGAGAUUCACGGAUCAAACCUGCGUCUGCAUUGUCUGUCAUUGUGGUAGGCAGAUUUUGAGAAGCCACAGUUUCUGGAUAUGAUGCUAAACAGUACAAAAACAAAUACAGCAGGAUCAUUUCCUAUAAGGAAGCUAUGAAAAUCUCUUGAGGCGGCAGUCAGCCACCACGGAGUCUCCGCUGUCACUUCACCACAGUCUGGAUACACUUCUCUAAAUAAAGAUGUUUGGAAAGAUGAUGACGAACAGCGAUUCAAAAGGCUCAGAAGGCAAUAAAGGUUAAUAUGAUGCUGGGAUGUGAUGUCUUGGCAAACUAGUAAACUACUAGUCCCUGCGGCAAUGUAAGAGACAUAUAUAAGAAGGCAGUUACUGAUGACUCACGGCGACAAUGUCCCAAACAUGGUCCAUCUUCACUGCUGUCACUGUGCUGGUCCUGCAGCUUUGCAUAGGUGAGAAAUCCUGUGCCAUCUGGUCCAGCGCUGGACCUCUGGUGCAGCGAGGCUCCAGUUUUAAGGUGUACUGCACCUUUGACUGCAUAGACAGGGGAUCCAUGUUCAGCGACCAUCCGCCCACACCACAGAAGCACGAAGAAUUGAAUUCUACAACCAUAUAUUUUAAUGUGUUAAACAUAACCAAGAACCGAACAUACAGCUGUCAGUGUUCCGGUCCUCAUCCUCCAGACCCCUGUGGACUGGACAUCUCAGCUGGAUACCCACCUGAGCGCCCUAAAAACAUUUCAUGCAUCUCCAAGGUCAUAAACAAUGAAAGGGAAGUUGUGUUCUGCACAUGGAACAGAGGACGAGACACUUAUCUUAGGAACAGUUUAGUGCUGUGGGUGAGAACUGUGUCUGGAAACCACACGGAUGGACCAGUGUCGUACAAAGUCUCCAGUAAGGGAACUGCUAUACCGUCAGCUAAUUUCAGUGUGUCCAGAUCUGUCCAGCUGAUCUCUGUGUGGGUCCAAACCCAAAAUCCCCUGGGCUCUGCAGUGUCCAUCAUCACCAACUACACACUCAGUGACAUUGUGAUGCCAUCGACGCCUGUUCUUGGCCAACCCGAGUGCUCUUCCCGAGAGUGCAUCAUCAAAGUGGAGCAGUCUGUGAGGACUCAGCACCUGGAGAUCCAAUACAGAGCAGAAGCACCGACAUGGACAUCUUAUUCAGACUCAGGUGUGCAGAUGGGUUCGGAACAGGUUUGGCCAAUCUCCUCUCUGGAGCCCUACAGGUUGUACCAUUUCAGAGCCAGAUCCAAAUUUAGCACCGGCCUGUGGAGUCAGUGGAGCGAAAACGUUGAUAGCUGGACUCAAGAGGAGGCUCCUGCCAAAGAGUUGGAUGUGUGGUACGCUGAAUCUGCCACUGACUCUAAAUCCCUGAGAGUUUAUUGGAAGGAGGCAAACAUUUCCAUCGCUAGAGGGAAAAUCAUAGGGUACAAAGUCAAAGUGUACAGACCAAACACUGGACUGGUCUCCAACACUAACAUUAGUGCCGAUGUCAGGAAUUAUUCAGUCCCGUUCUGUGCCAACUGUGAGGUGACAGUGUGGGCUUGCAACUCCAAAGGGCUUUCCCCUCCUGCCAGAAUUACAAUCCAUCACACAAAAGCCAAGCCCCUUCAGGAUGUGCAAGUAACUGCUGGCAACCACACCAUCUCCUGGAGUAAGCCUGAAACUGCACCGCUACAUGCGGCAUAUGUGGUGGAGUGGUACCCAGAGGGCCACAAGCUGGAGGAGCUCAGAUGGGUCAGACUGGGCAGGAAUGAAAACCAUGCUGUUAUUACAGGUAUUAAGCCAUUUGAGUGCUACGAGGGAGCAGUGUAUGUUUUCUAUAAUGAGAGCUCAGUGAGUAGGACCAGAUUUACAGGUGUCACUUCUUUGGAAUCAGCCCCAGCAGCUGGUCCAUCAGUCCAAAAGAAGAUUGAGGGAAACAAAGUGAAAGUGACCUGGACAGACAUUCCCAGGGGUCAGCGUCGGGGUUGUAUCACCAAGUAUACCAUCUAUUUACAGAUCGGCAGCGGAGACCUGCAGCCUUACUCUAUAUCGACAUCCGAGAGGUUGUAUAUCAUCAAAGACCUGUCUCCAGCUGACUACAGCCUGUGGAUGACUGCUUCAACUGCUGUAGGAGAAGGCCCUGCAGGUCAAAAGAUCCAUUUCUUCAUCCACCAGAAUACCCAACUAUCCCUUCUACUAGUGUGUGUAGUCGUGUCUCUGAUCACGCUGUUUCUGCUGUGUCUGUGCCAGAGUUCAGCAGUGAAGCAGAGGUUCUGGGUGUUUUUCCAGUGUCUCAUGCUCGAUGCUGUGCCAGAUCCUGCAAACAGCAAAUGGGCAAAAGAGUGUGCCCAGGAGAAGGGCAAGUUGAACCUCCAGCUGCAGUCGACUCACUCCAGUGUAACCCAAGAGGAAGAACAGCCCAUCCUGGUGGAUGUUGAGGAGCUGCCCAAGCAGAGCAGUGACAUCUGCACACCUACAAACGUCUCCUCGCAGCUCCCUCCUCAAACCAGCCUGAGCCCCAUGACGGAGCCAGCCACUCUGCUCUACCCUCUUACCACUUACAUCAAGAGCUUCUCCCACGACUCGGACAGCUCCGACCACACGCAGACCUCUCUGGACACGAACACAACCGUCGACUACAUCUCAUCACACGGGCUGGGAAAUAUGGACGAGGAGAAGGAGGAGGAGGAGUACGAGGACGAGGAAGAAAUGCUGGGUUUCUUCCCCAGUCACAACAUCUUUAUAGAGUCGCUGGAGUUUGGAAGGAAGUUGACUCUAGAUGCGGUCAAAAUUAACUGCAAUGACUUCUUUCAGAACAGUUAGUGUUAACCUGAAACCAGAACUCUUUGGUGAGAUAAGUUUUGAGUGAAAACAUUUUUUAGAGGAAGAAGACUGCUAAUCGAAAGAGACUGGACACAAUGACAAUGUUUCAGUGUCAGUUUCACACAUCUCACUGAGAUGUGCUUGAACUACCUCUUUGCUCAUUGAAAUCAGAACUGUAACAAAAACAGCUUUCGCUGAAGUUUUCCACAGCUGUUAUUUAGUAACUUUUGACUGAAAAAGUACUUUUGUUGUCAUUUCAUGCAUUACCAUUGUUUUCUCUUCAGAGCAGCAUUGGACACACUAAUACCAUGACCAAAAUGCACAAAGUACAGGCUGAGAGUAUAUCAGAAAUAGUCAUUUCUGCCGGCUUGAAUAAGGCAUCCAGGUGCUGACAGCACUGAUUGGCCUUUUUCUCAGCAGACAUUUUGACUUAUAGUAGGAGAAGCACAUGACACAGUAAGCCGCAACAGUGAUCAAGCAUGAACAGCAGGAUCCUGAAAUUGAAGCAGCUAAGUCAACAGACUGGAAACUGUUUAAGACUGUUUUGAGCAGCAACCUCUAAAUGGUUUGCAACCUAUCACUGUCUCUAUUUGGGAAUCAGCUCAUAUACAAAACUUUUUUGAUUUCUUAAUUUAGUUACACAUCCUUAAUGGGAGUCUGAUUUGUCUGUUUUAAUGUAAAUGCAAAUAAACAGGUUAUUUCGUCCUCUGCACUUGGAAGCACUGGCA